UGAAUUUUCCUUGUAUCUCCCGUUCAUAUCGACAUCUCAAAGUAAAAGAAAUGUCUGAGUGAGUUUGGCCAAGUCUUCUCAACUCCUACAAAUAUUGUUUUUGUUGUUCCUAGUGGGCUUUAUUAGUUUAUUUAGAAGCCAAUUAUUCAUAUACAGCAGGUCUUUCUAAGUUUGACUUGUUAAUUGCUACCCCUUUUCUCCCUUUUUUCUAUCAUCUCUGCCAUGGAUUCUACCAUUUCAUAGAUGUUAUACUCUUCUGCUGCAAGCAAAAGCUGGCUUUUUUUUGGUCAAGCAGUUGCCUUUAUGAGAGUGUUCCUCUUGUAGCCUGAAGGGAAGGCUUCCUUUCUCUGUUUCUGCUAUCUCUAUAUAUCUUCUAAAGACAUGAUCAUAGACCUGGUAAAGAAGAAAUUUGAAGAUUGGGGUGGGUUUCAGAGGGAAUAAACAUAGUGAGGAAGAACAUUGAAGAAAAAUUUAGUUUUCCUUUUGGAUCUCAGGCAUUCAUGGAAGGAGAAAGUCAAGAAUCUAUCAAUGUUUCUGAACCCAGGCCAUCUACAGAUGUUUUCAGGCCAAGUAGUAUGGGAGUCAAGAAAGUGCUUACUAUGAUACCUCCUCAUAUCAUAGCGGAGGCAAUUUCGACCCUCACUGGCCUUGAUCUCAGAUGGUCAGGUCCUAUAACACCAGCAGAGAGGCAAUAUGUAGAGCAAUAUGUAUUGGCAAAGUACCCACAGUAUGCAGGGCUAGAUGGAGAAAAGAUAGAUCUCUCUUGCCUUUGCAUCAAUGAGGAGCCGACCGAUCAAGCCACGCCUGAUGAUUGGCGAAAGUCUCCUAGAAAUAUUUCGAGAGAGCCUUCGACACCAUCCUUCGGAAGCAAUCUUCCAAACUUGGAGGGUACCCCAUUGGAACCAUCAAGAUUGUUAGACAUUCUCAACAAGAAGUCUUCCUUUCCUGGGAGUUUCAUCUCAAUCCCAGAAAUUCAAGCUCAAAACAAAGUUCUAAAGCACUGUGGAUUGCCUGAUGAAGAGUACCUUGUUCUCUUCACUCCAAGCUACAGGCAGGCCAUGAUGCUAGUAGGAGAAGCUUAUCCCUUUUUCAAGGGAAACUACUACAUGACGGUUAUACGAGAAGAACACGAUUGUAUUAAAGAGUUUGCUACUUUCAAGGAAUCCAAAGUGAUAGAAGCACCAGAGACUUGGUUGGAUUUGAGGAUUAAGGGAUCACAACUCAGCCAGUACUUCAGAAGGAAGUGCAAGCACAGCCCAAAAGGGUUGUUUUCUUAUCCAGCCGACGUAAAUGGGACUCGAUACUCACUGCAUUGGGUUUCAGAGGCUCAUCGGAACUCCUGGCAUGUCCUUCUUGACGCAACUGCAUUUGUUGUUGGUGGGGAACGUUUAAACCCUCUUCUACACAGGCCUGACUUUGUGUUGUGCAGUCUUGAUAAUACACACGCCAAUCCAUCCAGGAUCAUUUGUCUUUUAAUCAGGAAGAAAUCCUUCGAGCAGCGGAAUGACCAGCAGUUUGUCAUAUGACAAUGGUAGAAGAAUAUGUUUUAGCUUGAUUGUUAUAUCCAUGCCAUGUAGCAUCUCUUGAACUGUAACAGAUUAAAUUUCCUUGAUAUAUAUACACUAAAUAAAAUUGGACGGAUUCUUGUAAAA
Momordica charantia (bitter melon) is the source of this 1652-nucleotide messenger RNA. RefSeq names its product molybdenum cofactor sulfurase. The record is from RefSeq and is a predicted model, not a curated record. NCBI's taxonomy places the organism in Eukaryota, Viridiplantae, Streptophyta, Magnoliopsida, Cucurbitales, Cucurbitaceae.